AUGGAAGACUUUAACCCCACAUUAAAUGAAUUCGAGAAAGCACUGCUAUGUGCUACGUGCUCCACUGCUCUGGUGGAGACGUGUUUGGCGGGCAAGCAGUACGUCUCCACAUUUCUGAGAUCGCUCCGCACAGCAGCUGUGACGAUGGAGGCUCUCCCCAAGGCCCUGGAGGUCGAUGAGAAGUGUCCGGAAGCCAAGGACCUGCUGCCCAGCCAGACCGCCAGCUCCCUGUGCAUCAGCUCCAGAAGUGAGUCUGUCUGGACCACCGCCCCCAGGAGCAACUGGGAGAUCUACCGCAAGCCCAUCGUCAUCAUGUCCGUGGGCGGCGCCAUCCUGCUCUUCGGCGUGGUCAUCACCUGCUUGGCCUACACCUUGAGCCUGGGCAAGAAGAGCUUUGCGGCCCUCAAGAUGAUCGGGCCUGCGUUCCUGUCCCUGGGACUCAUGAUGCUGGUGUGCGGGCUGGUGUGGGUGCCCAUCAUCAAGAAGAAACAGAAGCAGAGACAGAAGUCAAGCUACUUCCAGAGCCUCAAGUCCUUCUUCCUGAAUCGCUGAGGGCGGUUUCCCCGUCACCCUGCCACCUCGACCGGGAAAAGAAGAUCUGAUGACCAACAACAUCCACCAUCCCCUUCCCCUCCAUGGGGGUGCCCUCAAACUGAUCCAGGCAAGCUGUCUCCUGGCCCUGUGGGGAGAAAUGGAGCCCAGCGCUGCACCCCACACGGGAACGCUGCUGGAUGUGUCUCGCUUGGCCUCUCUGUUCCUGCUGAGGCUUUGUUGGGUCCCGGCUGCAGCCAUCCCUCCUGCUGCUCGCGUCCCAGCUCCUGCAUCACUCAUCUAACUCUCCGCCAAGUGCAGUGCAUGCUGGGAAAUUCCUUGGGGGUGGGCUCUGCCCCAAGGAGAACCUCACGUUUACACAUCUGAGUGCCUGAGCUGAAUCCUCAUUCGCAUUCUUCUGGAACCAAAACUGACCCGUAGAAGGCCUUUGCAGAGAAGGGAGGGAAGGCUGAGUUCUGACCCGUUGGGUUGGACAGCCCCAGCUCCGGUGGUGAGUGACACACUGACUUGCAUUUCAAGAGACCAGACACGUCACAAGUAUCAAACAUUCCAAAGACUGAACAGUAAAGGGAGGCCCAGGAACAACACUCUCCAGGAUGGCACGUGUCCCUGGACGUGGCUCUGGGAGUUAGCCCUUCUCGGAGGUGUAAUUCCCAAUCAUAUAAUAUUUACGCCAAAGGCAGUGGGGUAGGCUGGGGGGGUGUCACUGUUUCCCCCUGACUCCUGGCCCCUUCUCAUUGACUGCUUUCCUCUCUGAACUUGGCAGUUAGCCAAGGACACAUGCAUGUUGCCCUAACUUCUUUCCUCCUACCCCUGCCUCCACCCGGGUCUAGCACGAUAGGAAGAAGCUACACACGGAUUCUGAGUUGUUCUCCCCUUCACCUCCAUCAAGAGCAACACUGAGAGGACCAAAUUCCACAUGCUAAUGAUCUGUAGAUUUCUAGAGAUGGAAUUCACUUUAGAAAAUCCCAACUUCUGUUAUUCCUGUCCCCAUUCACCAAACAAGCAAGUAUGGAUCGAGUGCCCUGCUCGGGGCCAGGCUCUGGAUUGGGAGUGUCCUCCUCUCGUCUUGCUUUCCAGAGCGAGAGACACGGCCCAGCCUCUGGCAGUUAGAAUACCCUGUUCUGAGUUCUUGGUGGGGGAGACGUGGUGGUGGGGGGACACAGGAGGUGACUACCCCAGACUUGGGACAGGAGAGAGAGAUCCCUGGAGGCCAUGCCAUCUAAGCUGAGGACAAGAGGAAACGAUGAGAGUUAGCAAAGAGGAAAGGAAGAGCAUUGGAGGCAGCAGGAACAAACCUUGGGGGCGUCACAAGUGCUAGGUCACUCAUUGCAGUUCUAGUUCCUCAGUGACAGAGCUUGCAGAUCAUUCUCCUUUCUUCUGACACGAAUGCAGAGUUGAAGUCGGCGCUAUGAUGUCACUCUCGCAGUCCUCGAUGCUUUCUUAGGUGGGAGCAAAGGGGGGUGCACUCCUAGCUGGCUCUCUGGGAGCCCACGCUCCCUGCAGCUCACUUCCUCUGCCCGAGAGCCUGGAGUCUGGGCGCAGCUUAGGAGGGGGGCCCAUGGGAGCGCUAGCCCCGGGGAUGCUUAGCGAAAGGAAGUUUGGGGACAACCAUGACUCCAGAAGGAGCCCAAGUUCUGGGCUCAUUCUGCAGAGUCCGGCUCUACCCGCCCCCAUUCCCUGCCCCCUCGAGAUAGUUUCUCAGCAGAGAAAAAUAAGGAACAAUCUCCAAGCACCAGUCAUCCCCACUGGGAGUGUGGGGAGGCAGGGCAUUGGAGGCUUUUGCCAAAGCCCAUUGUCCCGUGGAGGCCUGAGCUGUGGCUGCACCUGGUCGGGGAGUGCGGCCCAGGCCAGACGCCACGCCUCUGCCAUGGGGCACCACCUGCCGCGACUCCUCUCAUGCCCGCGGAUCAGAGAGCAGGGCCCGCAUCCAAGUUUUGGGCUCGCUAGACUGUGUGAUGCCCUGGUAGCUCUUCUGAUCAGGAGAAUUUGGUCUAACCUGAGGCCUAAAGGAAUCGCGAUGUAAUGUUGAAUCAUAUUCUAUAAUAUUUAACAGUGUCUGCUGUGUCGUCAUUCUGCCCCACCAAGAAUUCGAAAACGAUUUCCACUAACUUAUUCCUGUAAAAUGCAUGCCAUCUCCCAUUGCCACACGUCCUCCCUCCCCCGGUGCUGCCUGGGUGAAAAGGGACAGGGCGGGUU
This is a messenger RNA of Microcebus murinus (gray mouse lemur), 2751 nucleotides long. The record is from RefSeq and is a predicted model, not a curated record. NCBI's taxonomy places the organism in Eukaryota, Metazoa, Chordata, Mammalia, Primates, Cheirogaleidae.